AUGGCUGCUUUGAAAGGCUGCAGCUCGCUCAAUCUUUCCCGACCCACCACUCUCUCCGCCGAUAGCUACAAGAGGAGGAGUUGCCGAUGGAGACCUCCACAGGCUGCUGUGAUACCCAACUUUCAUCUUCCAAUGCGUAGCUUUGAAGUUAAAAACAGGACAUUGGCUGAAGACAUUAAGGCUCUUAGAUUGAUCACGGCCAUCAAGACCCCAUAUCUUCCUGAUGGUCGAUUUGAUCUCGAAGCAUAUGAUGCAUUAGUGAAUAUGCAGAUUGGUGAUGGCGUUGAAGGCGUGAUUGUUGGCGGCACGACUGGUGAAGGUCAAUUGAUGAGCUGGGAUGAGCACAUAAUGCUGAUUGGUCAUACAGUCAAUUGUUUCGGCAGUUCAAUCAAGGUGAUUGGCAACACCGGGAGUAACUCUACAAGAGAAGCAAUCCAUGCAACUGAGCAAGGCUUCGCAGUUGGGAUGCAUGCUGCUCUUCACAUUAAUCCUUACUAUGGCAAGACUUCUGUGGAGGGCAUGGUCUCGCACUUUGAGCACGUGUUACCAAUGGGUCCGACAAUCAUUUACAACGUGCCAUCCAGGACCGGCCAGGACAUUCCGCCUGGGGUGAUUCACACGCUAGCGCAAAGUCCUAAUCUUGCCGGGGUGAAGGAAUGUGUUGGCCAUGCAAGGGUUGUGCAGUAUACUGAGAAUGGGGUCGUGGUGUGGAGCGGGAAUGAUGACGAGUGCCAUGAUUCGAGGUGGGAUCAUGGUGCUACUGGAGUGAUCUCUGUUGCUAGCAACCUGGUUCCUGGUUUGAUGCAUCUGCUCAUGUUUGGAGGGAAGAACCCUUCCCUGAAUUCAAAGCUGUUGCCUUUGAUUGAUUGGUUGUUCAAGGAACCUAACCCCAUUGGAUUGAACACUGCUCUUGCACAGCUCGGGGUUGUGAGGCCGGUUUUCAGACUGCCGUAUGUGCCCCUCCCUCGCCCUAAGCGGGUCGAGUUUGUGAAUUUGGUGAAGGAGAUUGGGCGGGAGCAUUUUGUUGGGGAGAAAGAUGUUCAAGUUCUUGAUGAUGAUGAGUUCAUAUUGAUUGGUCGUUAUUAG
Messenger RNA from Linum trigynum, 1086 nucleotides. Lineage: Eukaryota; Viridiplantae; Streptophyta; Magnoliopsida; Malpighiales; Linaceae. The record is from the annotation of a GenBank genome assembly.